AUGGAGCUCUCACACAGCUUAACUCUCAACGAAGAAGCACUGGCUCAAAUAAGCGAAGCCAAAAGACCAGUAUUCAUAUUCGAAUGGUUGAGAUUCUUGGACAAAGUUCUUAUAGCAGCCCAAAAGAACGACAUUAAGGGAUGUCAGAAACAGUUGGUCCAACAAUUAAUGAAUCACAUUCAGGAAUCGCCCGGACCCCCAACCAGGAAGCUUAUAGCAAGAUGCUUAGCAACACUGUUUUCAGUUGGCGAUACAUUCCUUCUGUUCGAUACAGUUAACAAGUGCAACGAUAUACUGAAGAAUAAAGACGAUUCUCCAAGUUUCCUACCCACCAGACUUGCGGCCAUUUGCUGCGUGGGGACGAUGUACCAAAAACUCGGUAGGAUGAUGGGAAGGUCGUACGAGGAGACUGUACAAAUACUCAUAAGAUCCUUAAGAAACGCUGAAUCGCAGACUAGGAUCGAGAUUAUGCUGACGCUGGAGAAAGUUUGCGCUGGAAUGGGUACGGCCAUCAGUAACGUCCACAAGGACAUCUACAAGGCCGCCAGGCAUUGCCUGAUCGAUAGGGUUAUGGCCGUAAGGUGUGCAGCCACCAGGUGUCUAUUAGAGAUGCUCAACCACGCUCCCUUCUUGUACACCACGGAGCUCGAGAGUUUAGCCACGUUGUGCUUCAGGGCGUUCGAUGGAUCCAAUUACAUAGUCAGGUGCACCGUUGCUAAACUAUUAGGCGCGCUGAUUGCCAUGACGCAACAGCAACCGCAGGGUGUAGGAAAAAGUACUCAACCGCAACAACAGAAAAGUCCCAAGCCGGUGUCUUUAGACGAGGCUUUGGGCGUUUUUAUGUCGGGCUUCUUAAGAGGCGGCGUUGGAUUUUUGAAAGGAACAGGGGAAAUUAUCAAAGGCAGUUCGGGUGUGAAUCGAGAAGUGAGAGUAGGCGUAACACACGGUUACGUAACUUUCGUGCAAAUCUUGGGAAGCAAAUGGUUGGAGAGGAACAUGAAGAGUUUCCUCGCUCACAUCCUCCACCUGGCCGCUAACCCUAAGGCGGCCUCUUCUCACGUGGACGCCGUCUACUCGAGAAAGUGCAUAAACUUUAUUUUAAGAAGCAUUUUGGGCAAGAUGCUGGGAGAAAGGGCACAGUCGUCCGCUUGCAAGGAAAUCGCUCAAAUUAUAGUCAAAGAAAUGAACUCCAUAGAUUUCAAUCCUGAAAAUGCCAAAGACGUGAAUCAGGAGACGCUUUUUAGUCAGCACCUUUUAGUAUGCGCUCUUCAAGAAAUCGGUGCACUGGUCUUGAGCUUAGGGACUUCAGCUCACGACUUAAUCACGGAUCAAUCUCUUAAUUUAAUCGAUGUAACUAUUAGUGUGCUGAUCCACUCUUGCCAAGCUGCAAGAUUAGCCGCAGCCUGGUGCCUUCGGUGCAUUUGCGUGGCCGUUCCCAGUCAAAUAUCGCCCUUAAUAGACCGAUGCGUGAACGGCAUCGAGCAAUUCAGAACCUCCCCCGAGGCUAUAUCCGGAUACAGUUCGGCUCUAGCGGCAGUUUUAGGAGGGGUGAAAUUAUCGCCGCUAGGCGUGCCUCACAUGAAAGGGAAGAUCAUAUUCAACACUGCCGAAGAACUGCUAAGGAGCGCCAGUCAAAACAGCAGGCUCUCCUUGAACAGAACCCACGCCGGUUGGCUCCUAAUCGGGGCUAUUAUGACACUGGGAAUUCCAGUGGUUAAAGGUUUACUGCCGAGGAUGUUGUUGCUGUGGAGGAAUUCCUUCCCGCGGUCUGCUAAAGAAUUGGAAUCCGAGAAAGCCCGAGGGGACGUGUUCACUUGGCAAGUUACUCUCGAAGGAAGAGCCGGUGCUUUAUCCGCCAUGCAUAGUUUCCUUCAAAAUUGCCCGGAAUUAGUCACAGAAGACACUACGAGAAGAUUACUUACACCUAUCGAAUCUGCUUUAGCGAUGCUUACGAAUAUUUCUGGAGUCCUUAAAAACUACGGUCAACACCUUAAAGCGCCAGCAGCCAUGGUUCGACUCAGACUCUGCGAAACACUGCUGUUGUUGCAUCCCCAAUGCUACGAAAAUUCGUACACGCACUUGCUGCGAAUGCUGGUCGCCGAAUUCACCUUGACCGAAAAUCCGGCCAACACGACGACAUCACAGCUGCGCUCGGUCUGCCACGCCGACGAUUCGGUGAUACUCGGCACGUGGCUGCAGGAAACCGACCACAGGACCAUCGAAGAUCAGAUGGAGCCUAAUCGAAGGGCUGACGGCGAACAUCUUCAACCGAACAGCGCGGCCGGUUCCGGAGCUUUGGAGCACGAUCCUUGCUGUCUCUACCGUCAAGUUAACACUGGCGAGACAAUUCCCGGACCUCUACCCUUAGGUGUAACGGUAAUAGAUAUAUCAGUUCUCCUCUUCGGUCAAAUCUUCCCGAGGGUAACCAACAAGCACAGGGUCCAGAUGUUGGAUCAUUUCACCGAAUGCGUGAAGCACGUGCGAAGCACCCGAUUGGAGGCGGUGCAAAUGAACGUAUUUACGGCUCUCUUGAGCGGUUUGAAGGGCCUCACCGAGACCAAGGUGAACAUAAAUCAGGAAGACUUCAAGAAAUCGGCCGUCGGUUUAAUCAUCAGCGCUCUAACGUCCCCUAAUCCGAUAUUGAGGUACGCCGCCGGCGAAGCCGUAGGGAGGAUGGCGCAAGUGGUGUCCGAUCCCAAAUUUACAGCCGAACUGGCCCAAACCAGCUUCGACAGGCUCAAAUCCGCCAGGGACGUAGCGAGUAGAACCGGGCAUUCCUUAGCGUUGGGCUGCUUGCAUAAAUACGUGGGAGGCAUGGGGUCCAGCCAGCAUCUCAACACGAGCGUAUCGAUUUUGCUGGCUCUGGCUCAGGAUCAGACGUCUCCGAUCGUUCAGGUGUGGUCUUUGCACGCUUUGGCUUUGAUCGUCGAUUCCGGCGGGCCGAUGUUCAGGGGCUACGUGGAACCGAGCCUGUCUUUGCUUCUGAAAUUGUUGCUGAACGUGCCCCAAUCGUAUAUAGACGUGCACCAGUGCAUCGGCAAAGUCCUGUCGGCUUUGAUAACCACCAUCGGCCCGGAAUUGCAGGGGAACACGUCUAGCAUAUGCACGGCGAGAUCUUCUUUCCUGUGCGCUUGCGCUAUUAUGCAGGAUCACCACGAUCCGCUCGUGCAAGCCGAGGCUACUGGAUGCCUGCAGCAAUUGCAUUUAUUCGCUCCCAAACACGUCAAUUUAUCGUCGUUGGUUCCCACUCUUUGUAGAACUCUGUCGAGUAAUCACCUGCUAUUGAGGAAAGCCGCGAUUUCUUGUCUGAGACAGUUGGUCCAGCGCGAAGCCAAAGAAGUGUGCGAGCACGCUUUGAAUCUAGCUAACGAGAGUAGAGACGAUAAUAAAGUAGAAGGACUUUUGAUAACGGAAACCGGACUCCCGGGCGUUUUCUUCAGCAUGCUGGACACCGAAACCGACAUUUGCUUGAUAAAAAACAUCCACGACACCAUCAUCAGCAUGCUUCAAGUUCUCGCCUCCGACAAUUUGUCGCAGUGGCUGGGACUCUGCAAAGACGUUCUAACAGUCGCGACAGAAACCAGCACAGAGGACAGGCUGAAUCCGGGACUAAUCGACGCCGAUGAGAAUUACGAGGCCGACGACGAUCAGGCGGAGUUCCACGCCGAAGAAGACCCGUCCCACGUGGCCGUGCAGCCCAGAUGGCCGACGAGGGUCUUCGCGGCGGAAUGCGUGAGGAAAAUCAUCGCGGCGUGCGAGACCAACCGGUCGGCCCACUUCGAUCUGGUGAAGGCGAAGGAACUGCAAUUCACCAAAGGGAAGAGCGACUUCCUGUCGUUGCAUCUCUCCGAUCUCAUCCGGAUGGCGUUCAUAGCGGCGACGAGCGACUCGGACCCGCUGCGAUUGGAAGGUUUGAAAACGCUGCAGGAGAUUAUCGACAAGUUCGCCAAGGUGCCGGAGCCCGAGUUCCCCGGGCACUUGCUGCUCGAACAGUUCCAGGCUCAAGUCGGCGCCGCUUUGAGGCCGGCGUUUCUGCCCGACACUUCGUCGCUGGUAACGGCUGCCGCUUGCGAGGUUUGCUCCACUUGGAUCGGAUCGAACGUCGCCAGGGAUUUGAACGACUUGAGACGAGUCCACCAGCUGCUCGUGUCCUCUCUGACGAAGUUGAGGAACAAGAACAACAUGAGCCAGCUCUACAACGAGAGCUUGGUGACUUUGGAGAAGCUGUCGAUACUGAAAGCGUGGGCUGAAGUGUACAUAGUGGCGAUGAAAGGGAACGACGCCGCGCCCAGCUUCGCUCUGACCAUAGCGCCGAUUAGCGAUAGCAACGAAAACAACGAAUUCGCGGAGUUCGAGAGCCAAGGGGAAAGUCUCUUGACGCUGGUGCAACCGGAGCUGGUCAGUUUGUCGCAGUAUUGGUUGUCGGCGUUGAAAGAUCACGCUUUGCUGUCGUUGCCCACCGAAUUUUCGAGUCAGCUCCCGCACGACGGCGGGGCGUUUUACACCAACGAAACCAUGGAUUCGUCCAGGCCGUUUUACGCUUCCUUCUGGCCGCCCAUCUUGCACGCGGCCGCCUUGUGGUUAAAUUCAAGCUGCUUCAACCAGACCAACAAAGAUAACAACGAAAACGUGAAUAAUAACAACAGGACGAACGAAGAUCCGUCGGAUAGGUUCCAUUUGUUGUUCGGCAUUUGCAUGGAAGCCCUGUGCAGCCUGCGGUCGAUUGAACCGUUAGAAAGUAUAAUAACCUGCUUGCACGCGUUGUACACGCUCUUGGACACGAAUUACACCAGGGAGCUUUUGGUUUCCGACAUUUCUUUAGGCAUUGAAAUGUGCAACGUUCUGCACCGGCUCAUCUUGACGAGGGAUAACCACACGUGUCAAUUACUCUGCUUGGAAGUUCUGAAGCAAGUCGUGAAAGCUGCGCAAGAGCAGCUGGCCAGGAAGAAACGGAACAGGCAAAACGAAGCUGAUAACACUAUAGAUGUGGAUCUCCUGGGCGAAGGAGGGGAAUUAGGAGACUUGGUCCCCGGGAAAUCUCUCGUGGUUUCCAUUUUAGAAGUGUGCCUGUGCCUCCUCAUUCGACAGUUGCCGAGUCUAAGCCCGGCGCCGAACACCACCGUAGUAAAUUCGUUGAAAGUGAAUCAAUCGAACGAUCAGUCGAGUCAAUUGAUAGCGGCGUCGAUUAGUUGCAUCGAGAAUUUGCACACCCUGUGCUCGCCCAAGGGCGCUAUAUCCAUUCUACCCACCGUCCUGUAUCUGGCCACCGGGGUGGUGAAGGAAGUGGCCACUAAAGGCAUCAACGACACCAACGUCGUGGCUAAUAACCCAUCGGUACAAGCGGCCCUGCACUGCUUGAAAAUCUUGGCCACCGACGCUUAUUGCAAUCAUCCGGAAAGCGCGAACAAUUGGCAGAAGUUGCUGCAAAGCGCGCUGGCCAAGAUUAUCGAUUUGGCCAAGACCAGGAACGAUCAAACCAAGCUCGAUGAGGUCACGAUGAUGCUGGCUAUUGCGGUUUUCGUGCUGAACGCGCCUUACAAGGUAGUCACCGUGCCGAAUCUCCAGUACCCGUGCAUCAACCACUUCAGGCAGUGCUUGGAAAAUUCUAAUUCAGUAGUGAAAUUGAGGUGUGUGAGAACGUUGAAGUCAUUAUUUGCGCACAACGAUAGAUUGGUGUCUACUCCCUACAUUCACACGUUAGCUCCGCAUUUGGUGGAAUUUUUGUAUUCGGACGCCGCGAAGAGGCCGCACUCGGAAGGGGAUUUGUUCGUUACAUUGGAAACGAUCACCACGGUGGAAUCGCUCAUCGAGCUCGCGGAGCCCGAGAAACGUAUUCAAAUGUUAACAUUGCUGGUGCCAGUGUUGGUUAGUUAUUUAACGCCCGAUUCGUCUAGCAGGAAUACAUUUACGCAAUCUUUGAGCGAUGCAAGUUUGCAGUGGUUAAUGAAAAUUGGGCCUAAAUAUCCACAGGAAUUCAAAAGACUGAUGAUGCAGUCUGACGAUUUACGGAUCAAAUUGGAAAAUGCCAUACGAACGAAUCAAGUUCAAACGUGUAAGGUUAAGAACGAUGUUAAUAUUAAUCAGCAUUUACCUAGUCACACUCCGACGAUAAAAUUGAAGACCGAUUUUAGCAACUUUUCUUAG
Messenger RNA from Phyllotreta striolata, 6144 nucleotides. The record is from the annotation of a GenBank genome assembly. Lineage: Eukaryota; Metazoa; Arthropoda; Insecta; Coleoptera; Chrysomelidae.